Odontomachus brunneus is the source of this 998-nucleotide messenger RNA. It is a transcript of the gene mad2, whose product is annotated as mitotic spindle assembly checkpoint protein MAD2A. The record is from RefSeq and is a predicted model, not a curated record. Gene Ontology annotation, biological process: mitotic spindle assembly checkpoint signaling. Gene Ontology annotation, cellular component: nucleoplasm; kinetochore; cytoplasm. The transcript has 3 exons. NCBI's taxonomy places the organism in Eukaryota, Metazoa, Arthropoda, Insecta, Hymenoptera, Formicidae. The coding region runs from base 134 to 769 and encodes 211 amino acids.
UUCGUGAUUGGUAAAAUUUAAUUCUAUAACGACUGUUUGAUCGUGCUGUAACCAUUUCUCUGCGGUUUACAAUUCAGCGUUGUGUAAUUUGUUUGAUCGUAGAUUCUUUUAAACGCUGACAUUUUCCUAGGUUAUGACGGAAACGCAACAGAAGGCGAAAUGCAUCACAUUGAAAGGCUCCGCCGAGUUGGUUAAACAGUACCUGUUGUAUGGAGUCAACAGUAUACUCUAUCAAAGAGGAAUAUAUCCGCCGGAGAUGUUUCAGCCCGCUGAACACUUCGGCCUAUUUAUUUUCAUGUCCACGGAUGAUAAAAUUAUGUCCUUUUUGGACACUGUCAUGGGGCAGAUCCAGGAGUGGCUAAUUCAGCGUAAAGUACACAAGAUUGUCCUUGUCAUAACAAACGUCAACACGAAAGAGGUGCUGGAAAAAUGGGACUUCAAGGUCGAGUAUGAAGACCAGAAGUCAAAUGGAGUUGACAGUAAUGUCAAGGCUGACUCACCUGAAAUAGGAACAAAGGAUGUGAAAACUAUACAGAAGGAGAUACGAGAAGUGAUACGUCAGAUCACUGGUACAGUGAGUUUUCUGCCACUCUUGGACUGCCAAUGUUCCUUUGACAUAUUGACGUACACCAUACCUGACUGCAAUAUUCCUAACAAGUGGGAUGAGACUCAACCAGUUUUCAUUGCAAAUAGUCAAGAAGUACAGCUUAGAUCAUUUUCAACCUCCAUACAUAAGAUGGAAACUAUAGUGAGUUACAAAAAUACUUGAAAUUACUUUAUUCUUUUUUACGUUUUUUCUUUUUUUCUUAUAUAAUGAUAAUUCAAAUUUCAUUUAAAAUCGCCUUGUGUUAUAGAUGGAUUAUUUCACAAAUAUGAAAUAAAAAUCAAUAACAAAACUUUUUAAGAGAAACAUUUGAAUGUCUAUAGCUUUGUAAUAAACAAUGUUGUUCUGUCUGUUUUAAGAAAAGUCAUUUAAUACAUCUGUGAACUAAUGCAUU